AUGCACGCCAAAUUGCUGGGUAUCUCCACCCCUGAAAAGGGGCGACCGCAGGAGAUGGACAUGUACGUUCCUGAUGAGGAGGUUGACUGGACGAGCGAUGCGUACAAUCGGCUAUAUGGCGAGCGGCCGCCACAAAACAGGUCUUAUAACUGCACUUAUCAUCGUUUCAGCACGGCAUGCUUCUCCGCUUUUUUAAUUCUCCUGGGUGCCGCUAUGUCUGCUGUCAUUGCCGUUGGGGGGAGCAAAUCAAAGGAAUUGAAUUUCUGUCAUGACUGCAAAACUUUGAUUCUUUUUCUGCUAGUUCCCGGAAUAUUCUUUGUGAUUAUGGGAAUUGUGGGCGCAGUCUCGGCAUGGCGAGAGACAAAACUUUGUUCUGCAUUAUUCUCUCUGCUUCUUGUAAUAGCGGCCUUUUUGGUUCUUGGGACAGGUGUGACGGUUGUGAUCGCGUACACUCAAGUGGUUACGUCCGAUGACUCCUUGGCUCUUUACUGGGAGCGAGCUGUGUCGAAUGCCCCAAGCAGAAUAUGCGACCUGCAAUGUUGGCUACAUUGCUCGGGUUUUGCCUCUACUCACUGUUGUGUCAGCAACGUGACGGCAGAGCGUUUGCCCGAUGUCUCCCCCUGCUAUUUGCUCGCUGAGGACGGAGUGACAACGCUUGACCCGAAUACACUACAGCCUGUUUCUUGGCCAUCGCUCACAUGUGCACCCAGGUGCAAUUCAUCGAACAUUUACAACGCCACAUGCAAGGAACCACUUCAAGAAUUCUUCAUGAACUUUUUUCCUCUCACAACUGGAGGGCUUUUUGCCCUUGGAUUAGUGUUCCUUGGCUUUGCGUCUCUUGCCGUGUAUCGUAUUACUGUCACAGGAGGGAGAACUUCUUACCUCCGUUACGAAUAUUGA
Messenger RNA from Trypanosoma cruzi, 900 nucleotides. RefSeq lists its product as uncharacterized. Lineage: Eukaryota; Euglenozoa; Kinetoplastea; Trypanosomatida; Trypanosomatidae. The coding region runs from base 1 to 900 and encodes 299 amino acids. Gene Ontology annotation, cellular component: membrane. The record is from RefSeq and is a predicted model, not a curated record. The transcript has a single exon.